Desarmillaria tabescens is the source of this 513-nucleotide messenger RNA. Its product is annotated as RTA1 like protein-domain-containing protein. The record is from RefSeq and is a predicted model, not a curated record. Gene Ontology annotation, cellular component: plasma membrane; fungal-type vacuole. NCBI's taxonomy places the organism in Eukaryota, Fungi, Basidiomycota, Agaricomycetes, Agaricales, Physalacriaceae. The transcript has 7 exons. Bases 1 to 513 code for a protein of 170 amino acids.
AUGUCUCUAGAUUACGUUAAAGUGCUUGCUCAGAUGGAAGCAAACAACAAUGAUUUAUAUGGGUAUGUGCCCACCAAGGGCGUCACACUCAUGUUUAUCAUCCUAUUCGGUAUUUCUACCUUGACGCAUACCUUCCAAGGCAUGUACUUCCACAUGUGGUGGACCAUUCCAACUAUCCUUCUCGGUGGGAGCUUGGAGAUACUGGGAUGGAGUGCACGCUUUUGGUCGAGCAUCUCUCCGCGUCUCGAUACGCCGUUUACUAUUCAAAUAACGUCCACUAUCAUCGGACCAACGCCUCUCGUCGCUGCAAAUUUCAUCAUCACGGGUGCGAUUAUUCGUAUUCUGGGGCCUUCCUACAGUAGACUGAGUCCGAGAGCAUAUUCCAGGAUAUUCGUCAGCUGCGAUAUCCUUUCCCUCUUUACGCAAGCUACAGGAGGAAGUAUGGCGUCGUCAAAUGACGAUCUUAAUAUGGUCAAAAUUAUCGUGUUAGGGUCGCUACUCGCACUUCGGUAG